AUGGAAGCCGUCAGAAACACCAUUGCAGAGAACUUUGGUGGUGCCGCUCACGCGGUGGCUGGCAAGGACAGUCAAUUCGAUAUCAGCAAAGACGUGCCGGACCUCAGCGGCAAAGUGGCUCUCAUCACCGGAGGCAGCGAAGGGAUUGGAUACGCCACAGCAUACACGCUCCUUAAAGCGAAAGCUGCCAAGGUCUUCAUCAUCUCUGUAUCAGAGGAGACGAUUGAUGGCGCCAUUGAGGAGAUCAAAGAGCAGCUGGGCUCAAAGUAUGCGGAUCGGGUCGUCUGGCUACAAUGCGACACUUCGGACCUAAUUGCGAUUGCUGAAACGGCAAAGAAGGUGCGGGAUCAAACGGAUCGCCUAGACAUUCUGUGCCUCAACUCAGCUCGGGGGAUCAUGACCUACCAACUGACCGAUUACGGGGUCGACCGGCAUAUGGCGGUCAAUCAUAUCGGCCACGUCGUCUUGACAUCGCAUCUCCUUCCGUUGUUGAAGGAAACAAGCUCCAAUGGUACGGUCAGAAUACAGAUCCAGGCCUCCAAUGCACAUCAGGCGGCGAGCAGUGAGACCAAGUUUGCCUCGUUGGACGAACUCAACACCGACCUGGGACCUCAGGAACAGUACGGUCGCUCCAAAUUGGCUGGGAUCUUGUACGCUCGCUACCUCACCACACACUUGAACAAGUCACAUCCUAAUAUCCUCAUUAAUGCCACUCAUCCGGGCUUCGUUGAGACCAAGAUGUCGACCGAAGAUAUCCACGAGCCUUACCCAAUCUUGGGUUAUGCCAUGGACGUGGGCAUGAAACCUCUCAAGAAGGACAUCUGGAUGGGGUGUGUGUCGACUGUAUUUGCCGCCACAGCUGUCACGAAGUCUGGCCUGUACAUUUGCCCACCGGCGGUCGAGGAGCCUGGAAACAAUCUCUCCCAGGACUCGGCAGUAGGAGAGCAAUUGAUGAAAUUGACGAGGGAAAUUGUCAAGGACAAAUUUGGUGCGCAGAGUGUCGAAAAAGGGUGUCCGUUGAAAGAUUACUAG
Molecule: messenger RNA, 1032 nt
Organism: Exophiala mesophila
Lineage: Eukaryota; Fungi; Ascomycota; Eurotiomycetes; Chaetothyriales; Herpotrichiellaceae
Exons: 1
Coding region: 1-1032 (343 amino acids)
Source: RefSeq, a predicted model, not a curated record